Molecule: messenger RNA, 904 nt
Organism: Camelina sativa (false flax)
Lineage: Eukaryota; Viridiplantae; Streptophyta; Magnoliopsida; Brassicales; Brassicaceae
Product: MD-2-related lipid-recognition protein 3-like
Source: RefSeq, a predicted model, not a curated record
CUGUAGAGUGUUGACUAUAUAAAUUAAAUCUUGCAUGGAUGAAUAAUUAACAUAUACUAUACAAAAGACUUCUUUGUCUCUUACCAAACACAAAUAUCUUUUCAAGAAGCUUUGAAGAUCAGAAGAUUCAUGGCGAUGUCUCACCUUCAACCCAUGCUUGUCCUCCUCACAUCACUCUUCUUCUUACCAGCUUUGCACGGAGCCGUCGAUUUCGAAUACUGCGGCAAAAAUGGAAACGAUUACGGUAACGUCAAUCGGAUCGAGAUCUCUAAUAACCCGUCGGUUGGGCCUGACGAAAGUUCAAGCAUGACUAUAUAUGUAUACGGUUCUGCAAACAAAAACAUCACCGUGGGAACACUCGUAUACGUAACCUUUAAGACUGGGGAAUUUACUGGCCUUUUGAAGACUUACAACAUCUGUGAUGUGAGUAAAUGUAACACUGAAGCUGAGAUUGAAGCUGGUACCAACUUUGUGUUGACUCUUCCAGAUGUUCUUUAUGUUGGUUUCGAUGAGGAACUUAAGUACUCUGUUUCUUUGCGCCAAAAGUACGUGGAAGAGCCAAUUAUAAAUAUGUGCGUCGACUUCAAACUACCUACUCCAACUCCCACAUUGGUCGUCUCUGCUUAGUCAAGUUGGCGGAUGUGUCCAAGUCUUUUGGUUAUAUCAGUCUCUCUAGCCCUCGCUACUUGCAUUUCCUUUGUAUGUGUUGUCCAACUAAUAAAAUAGAUAACUCUCUAUUGUAAUAUUGGCUUGGUCUAUAAGACUAUAAGAUUAAGAGCCAAGCACGUCUUUGGUUUUUUUCCAAGCUGAUACAAGAAACAAGAGACUUAUAAAGUAGUCAAGCGAGUACAAUCUGUAGCAUAAAAAUGAUCAAAUACAGUCGCAGAUCUUAGAGAUUUCAACU